UUUUGUGUGAAUUGUACGGUUGAAUAAAUAAAGUUGAGCAAAAUAUAGAUUCGGAGAGUUUUCAUUUAAUUAAGAAUUUUGAUUGUAUAAACUGAAGUGUUAUAAAAAAUCUCGUUAGGUGCGAGGUAUAAAAAACUUGGAGUUAUUACCGAUAUUUUGAUGUUCUAGGAAAUUACAUUGGAGUGUCGCAAAUAAGAGUGAGUUACAAUUAAUUACAAAGUGGCAACAAACGGAAAUUAACUAAAUUACAAAUAGGCUUGGGGACAAGUGUCCAUGGUCAAAUAUAAUAAUAUUAUCUAAGUUCAGUUAAACCUGGACUAAAGCUCAUUGAUAUCCAAAGAUGGCAAAAAUGGAAGUCGAUGAUGUUGUAGAUUUAAGCCUUGGCUCUAGUCGGGAUCCAGCACUUACAAUAACUUCAGCAGCAAUUCGGGACGUUCGCGUUUUAUCGCAAAAUUCAGGUCUAACUAUUACCCCUGCAUCAUCCCUGCUCAACACAAAUUCAACUAGUGCAGAAUUAGCAUUGCAGGAAGAAAAUAAAGUGCAACGUCGUGUUCUUAGGCCACGGACUGAACCAAAGUCCUACGCAGAGGCACCAGAUAUAGUUUUAUUACCAGCACGCUUGAAUGGUCGACAACAUAACGGCAACAUAGAUUCUGAAACAGAUGAUGAAGAUUCGGCCUCAUAUGUUCCGAUUAAAGAAUUGUCUCCUGCUGAAAUUGAAGAACGUGAAAAGGGUUUGCGUAAACUUCGAGAGGAUCUGCGAAAUGAAGAAACCAAAUUAGUGUUGCUUAAAAAACUUAAGCAGUCGCAGCACGUAAUGAAGGAGAAUUUAGCACUUACACCCGCAACUUCCUCGAGCAAUCCCAUGAGCAUUAUCCCAACUGCACUAACUUCAAAGGGUUCGUUAAGUGUAACACCUACAUCGGUAGUAUCUGUGUCGAACCAUGCAAAAGGUCGUUCUAAUACAGUAAAUAUAAAUACAACAAACAGUCGUAAUUCAGUGCCGUCUCCAUGUACAAUGGCAACUUCAUCCGCAUCAUUUAAUCGCACGAGCUCUUCAGUGCUUCCACCGCCUCGAUCAUCUCUGCCAGGAGGAACAACGUUGACUUCAGGCAAUUCAAAUUCGUCUCAUAGGAUUCACUCCCGUUCCAAUCUUCCGAACCUUACAAUUACUCCUUCAGUUACUAUUACGCCGACUACGGCACCACCUUCUGGAGUGAAACCACGCAAUACCAAUAUUAAUGAAACUUCAAAAAUAUCUGGGAUGAUAAAUAACUCAGUUUCCAUUACACCUGCUUCAACAACCCUCCUACAACAAAAUCAGCAGCAACAGCAAUCGGAUUUAAAGAAUGACCGCAGUGCGCCUCGUGAUGAAGCACUUACACCGGCACAGAGGCAAGCAGCCGCAAAAUUAGCAUUGCGAAAGCAGCUGGAGAAAACGCUUUUACAAAUACCGCCUCCAAAGCCACCUCCACCGGAAAUGCACUUCAUACCCAAUCCAAGUAAUACUGAAUUUGUAUAUUUACUUGGUUUGGAAACAGUGGUGGAUUAUUUAACAACUAACAAUAAAAAAUCAGUUGCAGUAGUUCCACCUUUCCAUUGCGCUCAGUGCAAAAUCGAUUUCACUCCUGUCUGGAAAUGGGAUAAGCAGGGAAAUAAAGAUCCAAAAGUGAUUUGUGAGCAGUGCGUUACAACUAAUGUUAAGAAGGCUUUAAAGGCCGAACACACAAAUCGACUAAAACAGGCAUUUGUCAAAGCUCUUCAACAGGAACAAGAAAUUGAACAGCGACUAACUAGUCAAGGUAGUCCAUCACCUGUAGAUGCUCAUGGUUCAUCGGCACAAUCUCCACUUCAGCAGCAACCACUACUACAGUUACACCAGCAGCAACAAGCUACACCUAGUGCGCUAGCUAAUUUGCCGCCUUCAGUAACCGUCAUUCCUACAAAAUGUCAUACACCUACACCCAGUGUUGCGUCACGUCCCACACCGCCACCAUGCAUCCAACAAACGCCCACCCCUCCACCAUCCACUACCCCACGUUCUUCACGCAACCAACAGGCAGCAUCACAGCCCACGCCAAAUCCAACAAACCAAAUACAACACCGUGAGCGCGACCAGGUGCAACAGCAGCAGCAGCAAUAUGAUAAAUACACCACUGCAGCGCUGGCCGCUGCUGCUGCUCAACUUAGUGCGCUUGGGAGUUUACCUGGCUUGAACAAUCUUGCUAGUAUAAGCGGUUUAAGCAAUCUUGGUCAACUGGGCAAUUUUUCAGCAUUAGGAGGAUUAUCGAACAUAUCUACAGCUGGGGCUGCGAAUUCGUCAGUUAGCGGCCUGGGAAAUGCAUCUUCGGCCGCUCAAGCAGCAGCUUUCCAAGCAUUCCAGCAGCAACUUCUUCGAGCUUUGGGUCAAGGCUUAGCUGCUAAUCCGCAACAUAUGAUGCAGUUUACACCACUUCUGUAUUCGUAUCAAAUGGCGAUGGCUCAGGCGGCACAAGUAGCAGCUUUCACUAACAAGAAGAACUCAUCUUCCUCGUCUUCAAAAAAUCAAGCUUCUAAUUUGGCCGACAUACAACGCGCUGCCGAGCUUCAAAGGCAAUAUUUAAUGGAAAUGAUACCGCCCCCACAGGCUCCAGGAACAAAUAACAAUCGUCAAAAUAAUUGGAAAACCUAAACGUCCAUUAGACUGCAAAAUAUUUUUCUGUAGUCUGACUCUACAACAAUUUUAAAAUCUAAUUAUAGAAGUAGAGCAUUAAAAAAACUGAUUGUAAUGCUCCCCAACUGCAAAAAUGAUAAUAAUAAUAAUAAACUAUUGGCGUACGUGGAUGUAGGUAAAGGCUCAAAAUAGGUCUUAUUUAAUAUUUAACUUGUUUUUUUAUUUUUAUUCUUGUAAUGUAAGUAUAUACAUAUAAUAUAUGCCCGCAUAUGUUAAUCGAAA
This is a messenger RNA of Anastrepha obliqua, 2935 nucleotides long. It is a transcript of the gene simj, whose product is annotated as transcriptional repressor p66 alpha. The record is from RefSeq and is a predicted model, not a curated record. Lineage: Eukaryota; Metazoa; Arthropoda; Insecta; Diptera; Tephritidae. Gene Ontology annotation, cellular component: NuRD complex. The transcript is spliced from 11 exons. The coding region runs from base 341 to 2671 and encodes 776 amino acids. Gene Ontology annotation, biological process: negative regulation of transcription by RNA polymerase II.